UUGACCUUGACCUAAUAAUUGGAUAAUCAAAUAGCACAUAUGACUAUUUAUUUAUUUAAUAGUUAUCCAUUAAUGAGUGGAAGCACCUUGGGGCAUUCCCCUCAGAGCCAAUCAGGCUUUGACACUAUGCAAAUGCAUUUGUUUAUACGUUGGCUAACGUGAACUCCUUAUCUCUGAGAGUUAAAAUGAGGGAACUGGAAACACUAAACAUUACUGCCACGUGUUUUCAUGUGGGCAUCCUAUGGUAUACUAAGAAUGGCGGGUCAAUCAUGUGCAAGGCUAGGCCAUGGGGCAUGGGCACUGAUGAAUCAGGGUUUUUAUGUGUAUGAAUGGGAUCAAGACCUUGGCAGGGUGGCAAAAGCACCAAAUGCCUGCUCAUUAGAAUGACAAAAGAUUGAAUCUCAUGACCUUGGGUUGAGGUUUAUAAAAGAGCCGUGUGUCUCUGUGUCAGCUGUCUGCGCAUAAUGAGCUUUGCGCUGUUUAGUGACUUUGAUUCUGUAUUUAGGCUUUUGGAGGUGUUAAGAAAAAAAAAUGACGUAAGAGAUGUGUGUAAUAUUGCACUGUGAUCCUCAACAUUAUUUCUGAACACUCGUUAUUGCUGAAUCCUUUUUCUUCAUACGAAUUUUCUACAAACCCCCUUAAAUUCUUGUCACAUCAUCAGUAGAAAACACCUCAUGUCUGCACCACUUUAAUCUAACCCUCACUCAUUAAUUAGCAUUAUUAAGCUCUCGGAACAUUUGCCUCCUACUGUAUUAUAUUCAUUUAUCAAAUGAAACAGUCAAAACUAGUCGAUCUAACAGAAGAAGGGCAUAUUCAUUCAAGUUUUGAUUUGGUUUCAGUCCACGAUUAACCAGACAGAUAUGCAAAUAUACAGUUAUGAAUGUGUAGCAUUCUUACAGUGUUUUAUGAGAACUAGUUUUGGACUUUGAACUAAGCUUAUAUGUGCCACGUAAAACAUCAGCUGACAGAUCGACAAAUAGAGGCCAUAUGUUUUCAAAAUUGAAAUGGCUCUUAAUUGUGUCAUCUGAGGCCAACGGGAAUGUAAUUAGCUUUGAAAGGAUUCGGUCAUAAACCCAAAAGGACAGACUGAAAGUCUGACCUGAAAAGGAAAUAUGAACGCUUUUGAUACUGAUGAGACAUUUCAGUCUCAAGUGGUUGACCUGCACACACAGCUUUAAUAAAAAAAAAAACACCAUGACAAGGUGGAUUUCUUUGUCAUGUAACCAAGAUCAGACACAUUGUAUCAGUUAUUACUGAAAAAAAUGUGUCAAGAAACACAACCAGUUUAUAUUAAUGUAACUGCUUUGGGCUCUCUGGCCACCAGGGGUCGCCAAAUGAGGAUUAUAAAGAACGUCUCUUGAUUCAUUCUUUUAAAUCAAUUUCAUAAUUUUGUGGGGGCGCUUUAUUUGAAAGAAUUGCAUAUGAUAAUAUCAUGCAGCACAGUUUUCAGGGAUGGUUAAUAUACUCAAAUGGUGGGAUGGUGACUGAAAAGGACGUAAAACGUCCCUGUUGUUUUGCUAAUAAUGCGAGCAGUGACCCCUGGGUCACAGAAGCACUGCAGUGUUUUGAUCAAUAGUGAUGAACAUGUAAAAACUGGACAACAAUAACUCAUCACAUCGGUGCGUCGCUAUACAUAAACAGAUUUGUGUUUAUAAAACCUAUUUGGAUGACAAUGCUUUAUGCUGUGCCAUCACACAGCUACUUAAUAUAAAAGGACUGCGGCACAGACAGUGUGUAUGGACUCGCAGUCUGGCCCCCGACUAAUAUAACAAUGGGAAAGAUCAUAUUCUACGAGGACAGAAAUUUCCAAGGUCGGCACCAUGAGUGCAUGAGCGACUGUGCUGACCUUCACCCCUACUUCAACCGGUGCAACUCCAUCCGAGUGGAGAGCGGCUGCUUCAUGGUGUAUGAGAGACCCCACUACCUGGGCCACCAGUACUUCCUCCGCAGGGGGGAGUACUCUGACAACCAGCGUAUGAUUGGCAUAAAUGACUGCAUCCGCUCCUGCCGCAUGAUUCCGAUGCACCGUGGCUCUUACAAAAUAAGACUGUAUGAACGUCCAGACAUGAGCGGCCAAAUGCUGGAGGUGAGCGAUGACUGCCCCAACGUCCAGGACCGUCUCCGUAUGUCUGACAUUAACUCGUGCAAUGUGGUUGACGGCCACUGGCUGCUGUACGACCAGCCCAACUACAGGGGGAGGCCCUACUACCUGAGACCUGGCGAGUACCGCAGGUACAGCGACUGGGGCGGCGCUAGUCCGAGGAUCGGCUCGCUCAGGCGAAUCACUGACUUCAACUAGAAGUUUUCCCCCACCUUCUAUUGUUUCUCUGUUCCCAAUAAACAUGCUGGCUAACACUGUG
Molecule: messenger RNA, 2360 nt
Organism: Acanthopagrus latus (yellowfin seabream)
Lineage: Eukaryota; Metazoa; Chordata; Actinopteri; Spariformes; Sparidae
Product: gamma-crystallin M2-like
Exons: 3
Coding region: 1772-2299 (175 amino acids)
Biological process (GO): lens development in camera-type eye; visual perception
Molecular function (GO): structural constituent of eye lens
Source: RefSeq, a predicted model, not a curated record